Molecule: messenger RNA, 1084 nt
Organism: Microtus ochrogaster (prairie vole)
Lineage: Eukaryota; Metazoa; Chordata; Mammalia; Rodentia; Cricetidae
Gene: Urad
Product: ureidoimidazoline (2-oxo-4-hydroxy-4-carboxy-5-) decarboxylase
Biological process (GO): allantoin metabolic process; urate catabolic process
Cellular component (GO): peroxisome
Molecular function (GO): 2-oxo-4-hydroxy-4-carboxy-5-ureidoimidazoline decarboxylase activity
Source: RefSeq, a predicted model, not a curated record
UCGGUGCCACUCACUGGAGGAGAGCAGAAUCUCAGCCAUGGACAUGGAGAAGGUCAACUCCAUGGGCUUCGGUGAAUUUGUGGAUGUGUUUGGGAACGUCAUUGAAAAAUGUCCUCUGGUCGCAGCUGCUGUUUGGUCCCAGCGUCCAUUCUCUGGCUUGGAAGACUUGGAAAAACACUUUUUUGAUUUUAUCGAUGCUCUUCCAAGGUCAGGCCUUGAGGGCAUCCUACGUUGUCACCCGGAGCUAGCGGGCCGCGAUCUGCAGCAGGGCACGCUCACCGCCGAAUCGCUGCGGGAGCAGAGCCAAGCGGGCCUCAUCAGCCUGGACGCAGACGACGUGCUGCGGCUGCAGCAGCUCAACGCGCUGUACCGCAAGCGCUUCGGUUUUCCUUUCGUGCUAGCUGCGCGCCUGAGCGACCGCGCAGCAGUGCCCCGGGAGCUAGCCCGCCGGCUACAUUGCCAGCCCGAGUCCGAGCUGCGCACCGCCCUGGGCGAGGUGAAGAAGAUCUGCCACUUGCGCCUGGAAGAUUUGCUAGGUGCCGGUCCCGCCAGUGUGGAACCCCGGCGGGGCUGGGGAUCCGAACGCCAGCAGGAUGCGCCACAAAGGGGACUUGGCGCAGCACACCUUUCGCCGGAGGUUGGCUCCGGCCUGGAAGGACAAUCCUCUCACCCACACAAAGCAAGUGGAGACCUGAAGCAAUCACACGAGCAAUGAAUGCAUCCUUUGUGCACUCAUCCACAUGAACACGCGUCGCCAAAAUAUGUCAAAAUUCUAGAGAGUUUAGCGCUUUGUCCCGGAUUUAUCCAGAUCGCUGCUUCAAUUCUCCAUUCGCCUUGCGGUCUGCCCGACACUACAGCUUUAACGAAUUGAAAGCUCCCAUCUGGCUCCCCAUUCUCUCCUGCUAAGCAGGAACAAGCAAUGCAAAAGGCACUGAAAGGGGAGUCUUGUAUUCCAUAGUGAUUUUUCUUUUCCCACUUUAUUUGAUUUACCUGAUAUUUACACGUGAGCAGAAGCGACUGUCUCACUCUGAGAUACUCAUGAAAGCUGAAGUUGGGAGGGGGGAAUUAAAACAUUGGUUUUGGU